Molecule: messenger RNA, 1022 nt
Organism: Paramecium octaurelia
Lineage: Eukaryota; Ciliophora; Oligohymenophorea; Peniculida; Parameciidae
Source: the annotation of a GenBank genome assembly
GGAACUUUUCUCAUAAACUAAAAUGUUUAAUAUAUAAAGUAAUGAGCAAGGAUAAGAAGAAAUACUUUCAAAGAUAAGUCAACUUUAAUUAAUCGAAAGUACUCAAAAAUAUUAAAUAAUUUUAGCUGAUGAUGACAAUUCUAGGCAAGGCAGCCCUGCUUUGGACUCAAGACUCUUGGAAGUAAUUCGAGAGUUACCGCAACAUUUAAAACACAAGUUGGACAGCUUAAUCCCUAAAACAAAUUAUCAACUGAUUAAACAAAAUGAUGAUAGCAUUUAUUAUGGAAUCAUGGAGAAUUUAUAAAAAUAGGGAGAAGGAAUAUAAAUAUGGCCGAAAGCAGGAAAUUUAUUGGAAGGGUAUAGAAUAUUCAAUAUAUUUAGAUAAUGGGCAAAUGAUUAAUUAGAGGGAUAUUGUAGAAUGAAUUACGCAAAUGGAGACAGGUAUUAGAUAUUUGUAUUUUAAAUUAGUUUUGAAUGUUAAUUCUCAUAGGGGAAAACUAAUGGGUACGGAAUAUUUAAAUCACAAAAGAAAAUAGUUAAAGGUAAAAUUAUGAAUUAUUUUAUAGGACUUUGGAUUGAUAAUACAAUAUAGGGGGAAGGUUAAGAAAUCAAAAGCGAUGGAACAAAAUAUUUUGGUUAAUUUUAAAAUGGUAAAAAAGAGGGUAGAGGAAUCCUAAUUUUAAAUGACGGCUGCAAGUAUGAAAAUAUAUAUUGUUUAGAUAUGAAGGUUAGUUCAAAAACAAUGCAUUUAAUGGGGAAGGAACCUUUAUAUGGAAUGAUGGCUCAUAUUACACAGGAACAUUUACAAAAGGGUAAAUUUUCGGAUUUGGCUAGUAUAUGAAUGGCAAUGGCAUUCAAAUGAUUGGGCAAGUAAUAUAGAUAGUAAUAAUUAUAGUUUACAGAAUUGAAACAGCCGAGAGAAAGUUAUAAAGAAAAAAAUUAGCAUUUAUAAACUAUAGUCUUUGUUAAUUAGUACAACUAAUCUUUGAUGAUUGAAAAGAUUCGUACUCUCUGAUGUUGAU